Molecule: messenger RNA, 1614 nt
Organism: Daldinia loculata
Lineage: Eukaryota; Fungi; Ascomycota; Sordariomycetes; Xylariales; Hypoxylaceae
Exons: 8
Coding region: 1-1614 (537 amino acids)
Biological process (GO): protein phosphorylation
Molecular function (GO): protein kinase activity; ATP binding
Source: RefSeq, a predicted model, not a curated record
AUGUCGGUUCCGGCGAGUUUUCAAUACUAUCACCCCGGGGUGAUCGUCCCAACCCCAGAAGUUGCAGAAGAGGACCAAUGGUCUAAGGACCCUAUAACAUUUAGGGACGGUAUGGUAUUCAUUGGUUCUAUCAAAAAUCACAAAGUAGCAUGUGUUCAAUCUAGGAGCACAGGGCAAAUACUCAUCAACAAGGUUUAUGAGAGUGGUCCGUGGCCUGGGGAAUUGCCUUUAGAGCUUCGGAUUUCAACUGCGCCAUUUAUAUCACACCGCCGCUUACCGGAACCUAUCGUAGUUAAUAAAGUCGAGAGAAUAAUAUUCAAUGAACUGGUCGCUUGGCAGCGGAUACGAGACGAUCAAAACGCGGUUUUUUCUCUAUAUUUUGCAUACUACAACGGCGGAAAUCUGGAACAGUUCAUGGAUAGAUAUUUCCAACUGCUCCUACCAAUACCGGAACAUUUCAUUUGGCUCGUAGCUGAGAGGCUCGCCCAAGCCAUCCGAUUCUUCCAGUUCGGUACGCCGCCAGGUGGUCAUCACGAGCAAGAGGAUUGGGAAUUUAUUUCUCACCGCGACUUAUUUCCUAACAACAUUCUCAUUCACUAUCAUGGCCGUCGUCCAGGCCGGCAACCGAAUGCCGGUCAAGAAACUAAUGCUUUCCCCCAAAUUGUUGUAGGUGAUUUUGGCGAGGCUAAUAUGGAGAACGACGACGACGAUAUAAUAUCGAAUGGCGUCUUAUAUUUUAUGGGAGAGGUCCUUCGAAGAAUGGUUCAAACACAUAUACCUUACGGCCAUGCUGAGAGCGACCUUGACAGGCCGAAUGGACGCCCAAUGAACACGGUGAAUAGUCACAUCUUUGCUCCCUACGUCCCUUACUCGGACGAACUUAUCGAAAUGCUUACACAUUUUGAAUUCCCUGGUUCCCAAAACGGCGCUAUGAUAACCGAUACAAUGCAAGACCCGCAGGGCAAUACUGUGCCUCUUUCUAAUUCUGUCCCUACUGCUGAGUGGGUUGUCAACACAAUGUUGCCACUGGCUCGGAGGAAGGUUAGGCGAUAUCGAGGCUUCGGCAACCAGCCUAGAGGAUAUUUCGACGCGCUAGACGUAUCGUGGACGAGACCCAGGAAAAUGAUGCCUUAUGAGUAUACAUUUCGACCGGUUGUACAGGGCGGCGGUAAUGCAAACAAUGAACAUAACGACGACGACGACGCACAUAGUGAACAUGACGAUGACGAUACACAUAACGAACCGGACGACAACGAUGCAAACAGUGAAGAGGACGACGACGAAGAUACACAUAGUGGACAGGGCGACAGUGAUACGGGCAUUAGCCAAAUGAGGAAAAUGCUGGACAGGCGCGAUAUAAGCAUGUACGAACGAUGGAACCAUAUAAAGCCCAAUUUUACAACACUUUGGUAUAAGGACCCGGCUGUUUACGACCUUCCGGCCGGACCACCGCCCGCCCCGCUCCCACCUCCGCCGCCCGGCGGCGACUCAGACAUAGAUUCAACUCCAGACCUUGAUUCUGAUGACGGUUCUAACGAUGAUGAUCUCGACGGCCCGGAUCCUGACGAAGAUAGGACUGGCAAUUAUAGGCCCGGUAGAUCCUGGAACCCAUGA